Molecule: messenger RNA, 1026 nt
Organism: Adineta ricciae
Lineage: Eukaryota; Metazoa; Rotifera; Eurotatoria; Adinetida; Adinetidae
Source: the annotation of a GenBank genome assembly
AUGGCAACGGGAGUGAACGAACCUGUUUGUGCAAGCUGUAAUAGUGAACGAGGUGCUUUCCAAUGUCGUGGAUGUUCGAAAGUCUUUUGUUUUCAACAUACUACGAACCAUCAUCAAAGUAUUAUCCAAGAAUUAGAUGCAAUAGAGCAUAGCCGUAAUCUUCUUCAAAGUACUUUUCAACAGACGAUGGCAGAAUCAUUGCCCAAUGCCAAAGCAUUGCAUGAGGAAUUGACGAAAAAAAUCGACAUGUGGGAAGAAGCAUCAGUUGAAAAGAUCCGAAAAGCAGCAGCUGAUGCUAGAAAUGAUUUAUUUCAACUUACGAUUAAUCGGGGAACAAAGAUUCAGUCAAAAUUAGAAGAGCUAACCCAACAAAUACAACAUGCUCGGCAAAAAAGUAAUUUUCUCGAGACUGACGUACGUGAAUGGACAAAGAAACUUGAAGAUUUAAAAGAGCAACUAAUCAAAGUUCCAGCUGUGACAGUCUGUGAAGAUUAUACAAAAUUGAUUUCCAAGAUUUCUGUCAGUGGUUUCCAUGGAAGCGAAAUCUUUGGGCAAUCAACAGGUAAUGCAGGCUUUGAGGACAAUGGCAAAGUAGUUUAUGUAAAAAAUGGCAAUGAUCUAUAUACCGAAGUACGAGGCCAAUGCGAAUAUUCCAGUGGACUACACACGAUUUUUCUCCGUGUCGAAGAAUAUGCUCAUUGGAUUUUAUUUGGUAUUAUAUCCAAGUCAACGCCGUUACAAAUUCAUUCCUACGCGUCACCUUCAUGUUAUGGUUGGUACAAUGGAGUAGACUUCGUUUAUGCGGCCGGCGUUUGCAUAGGUGGGCAAGGUAUUGAUGUCAUCGCAAACGAUCGAGUGCAACUGACGAUCGAUUGUGAUAAUCGUCUCAUUCGAUUGAUCAAUAAACGCUCAGGUCGAACAUUAGAAUUAGCUGUUGACAUUGAAAAAUGUCCUUUUCCUUGGCAGCUACAUUUGAAUCUAAACGCACAACCUACACGAGUUCGAAUCGUGUCAUCCGAUGAAUAA